Messenger RNA from Chara braunii, 3624 nucleotides. The record is from the annotation of a GenBank genome assembly. Lineage: Eukaryota; Viridiplantae; Streptophyta; Charophyceae; Charales; Characeae.
CAGAGAGAGAGGGAGAGACAGAUAGGGGCCGGGGGAAAUUUGGGAAAAGGCUUCGGUGAGUGAGGCGGUGCUCCUCAUGGCAUUCCUAGGGCGGAUAACAGGGCCUAAGGUCCAGACUGCGCAGUUCUCUACCUUGGUUUGCUUACUUGGAUUGGCGAUUCUGAGCUCAUCGUCCUUCGAAGGACAGGUCGAAUCUAAACACUCCGGCGAUUGGAGUGGGGAUGGGGGACAAGCCCAAGUUUUGGCCCCAGGGAAGGGGGGCGCACCUACCUCCUUGGCAAUCAACAGCCCAAGUUCCUCGUUUCCAAGUCAGCAAGCUCCUGCUCCUGCUGGAGAGCGAGGUAGAAGCCAAUCGUCGUCGACAGGGACGAAGGUGGUCAACGUGACUGACGCACGAUCGCUGUUGGAGGCCAUGUCGACUACUCACGCGACGGCAUCCAGCGUGUCCAUUGUCAUUUUAAGCGACUUGUCCUUGGCCGAGGCCCCACCAUCGGAUUCUGUGCUUAUCGAUCCUGCCGUCCAUUUUACAGUGAAAGGCGACUGCCGUUCUCGUCGAUGCGUUGUAGAUGGUGGUGGGAGUGCCGAGGCCCCGGUGAUAUGUCACAAUGGGACAUCCGGGUCGGCAUCGGGAUCGUUCCAUCUGUACAACUUGGAAGUCGUGAACGUGCGUUUCCUGUUUGUUCAAGCCAACGUCGAGUUCCAGGACUGCAGCUUCGGUCGAGGUACUGAAAUGGAGUUCAAGUACCCCCCCCCCCCUCCCUCGAUGGGGGAUACAGAUCGACCAACGAGGGUUGUCAUGGGUGGGUGCAGAUUUGGCGAGAACGCGGAGGGACAACACCAUGAUGGGCGUGUGGUGUUUGCCAGUCUGCCAACGACGGCGUGUAUCUCGCACUGCGUCUUCUCUUCAUCGGCCGCCGCUGUAAUGGGUGUUCAUGCCGUGAUGGUGACAGCUGCUGGUUUCUUCGAAGAGAAGAGGUUGACUUUCCUCAACUGCACAUUUGGUUAUGUUCCACAAGCCGGGGCCUUCCAACCCGGAGCAGUGUAUUUGAGGUUCCUCGCCGAUGAUCUGCCAUCUUCCUCUUCUUCUGCCUUUCCCUCCCCCUCUCUCUCUCCUGCUUGGCCCAGUCGGAGGUGGGACACGGUAGUCGCUCUCAUCAACUGCACUUUCCUCCAGGAUGUAGACAACGGCGGCGCCCGGUCUACGCUCUUCAUAGACUCCGGGUCGCUCCCGCCGCCGCGUUCUUCUUCAUCUUUUUCAUGGUCGUCGACAGAGAGAGCAAGAGGGGGACAGCCUGGAACUACCGGUAGGUGGGACAAUCCGUUCCAGCACGUGCGAAUCUGCGGCGUGAGGUUCGCAGCAGCAGCAGUGGACUCGAAGGAGGAUCAUGGCGAGAAAAGGACAGUUCCCCUAGAUUUCAACGAGACUGAAGUCGUGGUCAAUUCGGUCGGCAAGGACCGGUCGUUGGCUGUGCACCUGUGCCCCGCUGGUAGUGCUGGUAGCGGGUCUGGGAGCGGUGAGCUUCGUCGCCCUAUACACAUCGAAGUCAGCGAGAGCAUAACAGGCAUGACGUUGAUUGACCGGGAUUCGCUCGGUUGUGCCGAGUGUCUUAAUGCGUCUGCCACAUCUUGCACGUUCACCUCUGGUCCGGUAGUCUCGGCAGAAUCUGGGGGAGGCAGAGAGCUUGGAGUAUUUCUCAUUUUCGUGAUUACGAUUGCUUCUGCGAUGGCGAUCUGUUGUUGUUGGUGGUGUUUGCCAUGGGGUUGGUUUCGACGGGCGACCGGUGUGUGUACUGGAGCCCCGUGCCAAGAUAAGAACCACCCCCCCUACACCUAUGACCGUUUGAUUAAGUAUAGAUUAACGGAGAUAAUGGCGGGGACGGCAAACCUGGCAGAUCGAAUCGGGGAGGGAAGUAGCGCGGACGUUUACAAGGCGGUGCUUCGGGUCGACCGGGACAGUAGGAGAAGACAGGAGGUGGCGGUCAAGAAGCUCAGAAGCCACCGGCUUUCUAAUCAGAGGGAGUUCGAGAAUGAGCUUCGCGCCCUCGGUCAAAUAUCUCACAGGAACGUCGUUCAGCUAAUUGGGUACUGCCACGAGGGGGAGGACUAUUACCUUGUCAGCCAGUACGUACGGAACGGGACUCUCCAUCGCCAUCUGCACGGACCGGAUGGUUUGACGACGCUCGACUGGCCGACAAGAGUGCGCAUAGCACGUGGGAUCGCGGAUGCGUUGAAUUACCUCCACAGCUCGGCGCGCAGCGAGUUCGCCCUUGUGCAUCACGACAUCAGGCCGUCGAACAUCCUGCUGCUCAACAAUUUCUGCCCAAAAGUUGCAGACUUCGGUCUGUCGGUCUUGACGAACGCGCGGGGAUGCGCUCGGCCGAGAGAUGCUCCCGAGGGCGAUGGAUACACAGCCCCUGAGCUACGGGAGGAACCAACGCCGCCGGACCUGCGCUCAACUCCCAAGGUUGACGUCUACAGUUAUGGGGUCUUGUUACUGGAGAUCCUCACCGGGGAAGGUCCGCCAGAAGCGGAGGCGCGGGUGCUGAACCUUGUCCAUCGCAGAGGACAGCCUCAGGAGGAGGAGGAGGUUGAGGACGAGAUGAUGGAGCAGCUAAUUAGAUAUCAGGUAGCAGAGCAACUUGUGGACAGACGACUCGGGCAGGAUUACGACUACCAGCAGGUGUACUCCAUGGCCGCUAUGGCCUUACGAGGCGGAGCCAUGCCUCUGGCCGUGAUGGCAGCUCGAAAGGGGAAUGAGCCCCCGCACGGGGUGAAGGCUGACGACAAGAAAGACAAGAGCGUGGCGCAAAAAUCGCGUGACAACGGCACUGAGGAAGAGGAAGCCAGUGACGACGAUGAUGAGGAGGGCGAAUUGAGCGACGACGAUGAGGAGGAGGAGGAAACGAGCGAGAAAACGAGCGAGAAUGCCGAUUCAGAAGACACAGACUCAGAGGAUGAUGAAGGGAAGAACGAGUCGGGAAUUGAUGUCGACAUGUUCAAGAAGAGUCUAUCUGGAGAACUUUUAGGAGAAACGAAGCAGAUAAUAGCACAGGAGGUGAGAAGAAGACUGUACAACAAAUCAAGCAAGAGUGAGAAACCUCCUUACAACUUGGGAAAGCGCGGCAGGAACGCACGUGUGUACAACAAGCAAGCUAACUACCACGUGAACAUGAAGAAUGUCGAACUAGUUCUGAAGGAAGAUUGCUGCAAGGCCAACUGUUACAAGAAGUUCACGGCGGUAGAUGUUUUCUACAAGCGCGAAGAAUUUUGGGCGAUGAAACAACCUGAGCAACUGAACUUCUUUGUCGCAGAGAUGAGGUCUGCGUCGUACUUUUUGGAUGAGAGAGAUUUAGAGGUGUUAAGGGUGACGUUCAACGGCGUAAAGGUUUGCACAAAAGCGUGGGGAAAGCUGUACGGAUGCUCGACUACACAUGUUGCAAAGAUACGCAAAGAAUUCAGAGAAGGAAUGGUGCUGUACGAGCAUGCAAACAAAGGAUCAGUCGGAUUAUCUGCUUCAUCACAACAAAUUUUCGCCAGGUUGCAUGAAUAUUUCCGAUAGAAUACAGAGAGUAUGCCAAACAGAGACCAGUUUCAUCUUUCAGAUACUCUCCGGCACAGAGACGU